Molecule: messenger RNA, 1612 nt
Organism: Daphnia pulicaria
Lineage: Eukaryota; Metazoa; Arthropoda; Branchiopoda; Diplostraca; Daphniidae
Exons: 3
Coding region: 1-1368 (455 amino acids)
Source: RefSeq, a predicted model, not a curated record
AUGGCUCCAGAAGACUUUAUUAGCAUCAUCCAAGAACUAGAAGCAGAAAAUGUUGAUCUAGCAGAAAAGUACAACAAGCUACAAACUGAAAUGGACAAAAUCCACAUCCAAAUCGGCAAAGGUACUCUUGAUUGGAUUUUUAAGAAAGACGAAACAGGGCAACAAGACAGCAAAACUCCGUUUGGGGCAUCGAAACCAGCAUCCUUCGCUGGAGCGGCCAAAUCAGUAACGUUAAUAGCUAAGCUGGACCCAGAAUUAGAUACCACCAAUCUGGAUGGUAAGUCAAUGGAUCAGUUUUUUAAAAGCAACGAACAAUGGCCGACACUCCAACACUUCUCAAAGAGGAACAACCAAGCCCGCCUAGUUUUCAACAAUGCAGCAGAUGCCAAGAAGGCAGAACAGAUCAUAAAAGAAGACCCUAAACUAACCGGGACGGUAAAAUCAAUCGCAGAACAGAAAUUUAAUUACCCGGUUGUUGCCUUUGCCACCGGAACAAAUGAUUUAGAGGAACUUCAAACUGAAAUCGAAUACCGGAACGAGCUGUUGCGAGGUAACAUAAGCAGCAUCAAAAUUCUGUCCAGAGAAAAGGGACAUGUAAAAAUUUAUGUGACAUCCAAGAAGACGCAAGUAGCAAUCCUAAAAGCAGGUAAUAGUGCAAUUAAAUCGGAACUGCCAAGAAACAAACAGAGCAAAAGCGAACUAGAUUUUUGGACACCGGAACUGGAUAAACUGAAGGCGGAGAUGCGCACUGCAACGGCCAAGUAUGAAAAAUUUCUCAAAGCCAAUAACAUCAAGGAGAGGAAACGUACCAGUAAAGAGUGUUCACCGCAAGAAACAAAUUUCCGCUCAGCCAAACGGAUGUAUCAAAAAGUGCUAAGAAAAAGCAAAGGAAAAGCGUUCGAGAACUUUUGCACUAUAAACAUGAAUAAGGACUUAUUUAAGAGCCUAAGAAUCUUGUCCAAUAGCCAGAACACCAGCCAAGUGCCCACGGAACUUGUUGUGGAUGGAAGGUCUAUGACGGAAGAAGAAGAGAUAAUCAAAGAGCUAGGUAACAGCUUUUUUCCUGCCCCAAAACCAAUUGGCCCAGAGCAGGAAGAAAUUAUCAACACGUAUGCAAGCUACAAGAAAGCAAGCGCAAAUGAAGUACAACCAACCAUUACAAGUGAAGAAGUAGAAGCAGCAGUCUUCGCACUAAACGCAAGCUCGUCUCCGGGCACAGAUGGGAUCUCAAUCUCAAUUAUACAAGAGGCUAACAUGGAUGUCGGUGACAGAGAAAUGGUUUGGAGAGAGUCAGCAUGGAUUUCGACAAGGAAGGUCAACAGUGAGUGCCAUGCAUUCUCUGGUAAGCACAAUCGAAACAAACCGUGAAAGCAGAGGUUACACAGCAGCGGUUUUUCUGGACAUAAGCGGGGCGUUUGAUGGGGCUUGGCCGGCAGCGAUACUGGCAGCACUGACCAAAAGGAAGUGCCCACUCUAUCUCAUUGACAUAAUCGCAAGCCUGCUCAAGGAUCGGACCGCGAUAAUCAAAACAAAUCAGGGACUUUACAAAUGCUCAAUACAAAUAGGGUGCCCACAGGGCGGAGUCCUAUCUCCAUUCUUGUGGAUCAUCCUG